CAGAUGCACGCGCGUGAUCGAUAACACCUUUAAAACCCUCUGUUUUCUUCUGUUUCUUUCCCAUUCAUUCUUGUUCUAAACUCCAAAGCGUGCCACUCUCCUCUCAUUACUCUUUUUCUCAUUUUUCUUUUUCUCUCUUUGCACAACGAAUCAAUUACUCUCUUCACGUUUUCUUCUUCCAUUCCCACACAAAACCAAAACAACUUCUCUAUCAUCAUUACUAUUAUUUUAUCUAACUUAAAAUCUCUACCCCACUCCCAACCAACCCAAUAGUAUCUUCUUUUAUUUCUUAUUUCAUCCUUUCAUUUCACAGUUCUGUUUCAUUAAACAUGUAUAAGUUUGAGAACACGCGUAGAGAAAAACGGUUUCAGUUUCACAGCCAAGCUGAAAUUGAAACCCCCUCUUUCUCUUCCAUUGUUCUUGACAAGAUUUACCGUUCCAUCGACGAAGAAGAGAGAAAAAGUUCCGAUAAGAAAUUCUACACAGAAACUACAGUCAACAGAAUGAGCAAAAUCAAUGCUAAAUGCAAUAGAUUCCACCAAGAAGAACAAAAUCAGAGAAAAUUGCAUCAUGAUUGCGAUCGUGAUCAAGAUGUUAUGUUCUUCAGUUCCACUUCAAGCUCUUCAGAUUCAAGUUCUGGAUUAUUAUCUUCUUCCUCCGAUACAGAAUCAAUGUACCGAGAGAAAUCACAAAAUUCAUGUUUCGCUCAUUCCAAGCCUAAGCCGGUGAAAAUAGGGGUUCCUCCAAAGAGAAGCAUUGCCAAAGACGAAGAUACAUUCAUCAAAUCAAAAUCAAGAGCGAUGAAGCUUUACAACAAUCUCAAAAAGGUGAAGCAACCAAUCUCACCAGGUGGAAAACUCACAAGUUUUCUCAACUCUCUCUUCAUAAACACGAAGAAAACAAAAACUGAUGUGAAUGCAGAGAGAACAUGUAAACCAGGACAAACUUCAACUUGUUCUUCAGCUUCUUCGUUUUCUCGUUCUUGUUUAAGUAAAAACUCAUCUACGUCAAGAGAUAAAUCGCGUAAUGGCGCUAAAAGAACGGUGCGUUUUUGUCCAGUAAGUGUGAUUGUUGAUGAAGAUAAUCGACCUUGCGGUAAUAAAUUUUUGAACGGAGAAGAAGAUUCAGGUCUGACGGCAUUGUCUGUUCCAACGGCAUGGAAAAUUGGACAAACAGUGAGUAAGAAGAAAGAACAAGAGGUUUCGAAUAUGAACAAGAGAGUGGGUGAUGUUCUAAGAGAGUUUCAUCUUAAUCGAAAGCUUAUGAGAGAUUUUUCUACGAGAAAAAACGAGAAGGAUGAUGAUGACGUGGCAAGUUGUUCAAGUUCCGAUCUUUUCGAGCUCGAUCACUUAGCUUUGAUCGGAAAUGAUAAGUAUUAUUCAGAGGAUUUGCCUGUAUUUGAAACUACUCAUGUUCGUUCCAAUCGUGCCAUUCGGAUAGUGUAAUUCUAAUUUUUAAUUAGUAGAACCAUAUGAUUAAUUAACUAUAGUUAUUUUGUUAAUUUGUUCUUGUUAGACAUG
Vicia villosa (hairy vetch) is the source of this 1520-nucleotide messenger RNA. Its product is annotated as protein BIG GRAIN 1-like B. Gene Ontology annotation, biological process: auxin-activated signaling pathway. The coding region runs from base 330 to 1445 and encodes 371 amino acids. NCBI's taxonomy places the organism in Eukaryota, Viridiplantae, Streptophyta, Magnoliopsida, Fabales, Fabaceae. The record is from RefSeq and is a predicted model, not a curated record. The transcript has a single exon.